ACCUCUCACACAGAUUCUCCUUCACCACCAAGCCUCACCUCAUCGCAGACCACCACCAUCGGCACAGAUCGCCACGACCACCGCCGCAGAUCCCCACUACCGUCGAUGAUCCUCCUCCGUCCUCCGUUGGUGUCUUUCUCUCUCUCUCUCUCUCUCUCUCUCUCUCUCUCCUAAACACCCACCGCUGUCGAUGAUCCUCCUCCUUCUCCUCCUCCUCCACUAGUGUCUCUGCCGGAUCUGAGAAGAUCGUCGAAAUCUAAAUCAGAUUUGAAUCCUAGGCCGAGAUCUAACCGUCGUGAGCGAUCCACAGCGACGCAAUGGCUUCCAAAUCCUACGACAAGAUCGCCGAUAUCUGCGACGACCUCAUCCUCCAGGUUUCAACGCAGGGGAUUACAUUCCAGGACAAAUGACCCUACUCGAUUCAUCUUCUAGGCCACAUCUACAUCGACGACAUAAGCUUACGGAUGGAUAUAUGGAUUUCAGUAGAGGCACCAACCUACUUCAAAUGGUUCAAAGGCACUUUGAAGAGCAAAAGAUUGAGCAGCUAGAUAUGGCAGAGCUCACUCAAGUACAACACCAAUUAGAUGCUAUACUCCGCCAAACCAGAAUAAAAAAGUUGAUGAAAGCUGUCACGGCUCUCCAUGAAGAGAUGGAUGAACUCGUGCUCAAAGCUAAAUUGCACAUGACAAAUUGGCACUUUUUGCAUUUUUUGAAGGAUUAUAUAAUUUUGUAUAGAUGUAUAUGGAAAAUAUUAGGGUAGACUAGUAGUUAUAUUUUUGGAUGGGUGUGUAUAGAAAAUAUUUGGUAGACUACUCGUUAUAUUUUUCGGUUGAUGUACAUGGAUAAAAAUUUAAAACAUAAUAACAAGUACUUGUUAUGUUUUAAAUUUUUAUGCUAGAUGAAAUAUGUAGUUUGGAAUUAUUUGUGGAUGAAAACUUAUAAUAAUUGCUGAUUUUAAUU
Camellia sinensis is the source of this 960-nucleotide messenger RNA. The record is from RefSeq and is a predicted model, not a curated record. Lineage: Eukaryota; Viridiplantae; Streptophyta; Magnoliopsida; Ericales; Theaceae.